AUCAAAUACGGCCGGUUGAGUAAACGAUCGCUAGCUUAUAACAUUAGCUCGCCCUUAGAAGAAAAUGUUGGUCCUGUCGACCUUUUCCUUUUUUAUAUGGUCCUCAACAAGAACCUGCCAAGGUAUGUUAUAGUCUACUGGUAUGUUUAUAAUUUGAAUGAAGACCUGUGAUGUCUAAACUGGCGCGGCAUUAAUAAAUCAAUACACGAUCGGUAGAACUAAUCGCACGUGUCAUAGAUGAAGGUCAUCCAAAGCCUGAUUAUAAAUUUGACGAUAUCAAAUGCUUGCGAGAUCAAACAUACAUUCUCCCCCUAUCGAGUUCGCCCCUUCGAGUUCGCGGCGGUUACUCAUCGUCUCUCUUUGCACUCGUAACGGCCUCCGACCAAAAGUGAUUUCGUAAAAAGACGCUUCAAACGGCCUACGAAGGCUAAAAUUAUCACAGAUGUGUCGAUUAGCAUUUCGUUGAACCUUUCUGAGAUAUUCAAACCGAGAUGUAACUUAGAUGUGCAAUUUUCAGAGCUUUAUUCCUAACCCUCAUAGAUUUUGUUCGUCUCUUAUCAACAAUUAUUAAUCACAAUCACAUUGUGUGGUUUGCCCGUGAUUGAAUUGGCACGCGAUAUUUGACGUAAUAGAUGGCCUACAGUGCAAGCGCUUAUCAGAUCGAGCAAACCAUGCGAGCUAGCGUUGUAAUUUCGCGUUCGUUCAUUCGACUGGCAACGUUUGAUUUAGCCAUGUUUGAUUUGGAGUCAGAGUAGGUGGGGCUGGGGGCGGGGAGAGGCGUUAUCUUCAUUUCUAUUCCCACCCUCUCCUUAUUUUUGACCGUGGACCGCCCCCUUAGUACAAAUUUCUUUCCCCCCAGCCUUCCGCUGCCAUUACAAUCAAAGAUGGUGGCCACAAUUUUCGUUACUGACCCACUGGCUCGCCAAAAUUACGCCUGCUCUACAUGAUACCUAAUAGAGUGAUUUCGCAAGAGGACGGGAACGUCAUUUCAGAAUGGAAGAGCGCGGGGAUAGUGCGAAUAGUGCUGACAUCUAGUGGUACGAAACAAAAUGACAGUGAUACAAAUCAUAGAAAAUAAUUAUUUAGUGGGCUUCAAAAUUUGAUAGAGAGUGGAAUAAUUUCAAUCUUAAUCACCCAUGUGGAUUCUUAUCAAUAGCUUACUAAAAGUAACUCCCUUUUUAUGCGGUUUGAUCUGAAUUAACUUAACAGUUAUGAUGUUGAAAUAAAAAAUUGAAAAACAAAGUGUAUUACCCUUUGUUUGAUAGGUGCUGAGGUUACAGUACAAAUUAACCAGACAAUCGUGCUAGCAUGCUCUGCAGCAAAUAAUUCAGAAAAUGUGGAACAUAUCGGUUGGUACCGCUGCCGUACUGCUGAUUGCGAAUCCAAAUGGGACAACUCCCGGAUAGCUCGUGUUGAACGAAUGAGAGAGCCAUUUGUUGAUAACACUGACUUUGACAUUUACGUAAAUGGAACAUUAGUUAUCAAGAGGAUAAAAGCUGUGGAUGAUGGAAAAAUUUUUAUCUGUAAAGCCAAAAGAAACCUGACAGGGGUGGAAACGUCCACCACGAUCCUCAAAAUAGCCAAAGGUGAUGUUUAUAUGAGUGUUAUACAAUGAUGAUAAUAGUAAUAAUAGUAAUAGUAUUCAUGAUAAAAGUGUUCGGAAUUUAGCAGUGGACAAUCCACGUGGUGACUUUUGUUGUCCACAGUUUCCAGGUCGAAAUGAAAUUUGGGAUAUUGUUUUUUUGAGGGGGAGGGAUAAUUGGAGAAUGCGGAGAAAAAUAUAUGGAGCAAGGAUGAGAAGCAACCCACGCGUGACGCCAGUGGUCCAUUUAUUAAGGGUACCUGUUAUUUAACAUGCCCUUAAAAUGUUCUGUUUUCAUUUACGUUUCUUUUAGUGUUCUUCGUGUUGUUUUUCACUCUUUUUUUUUUUUUGCUUCUAUGUUUUUCUCUUAUUUUCUUUUUUUUUGGUUUUGGUUUUGUUUCGUUUUGUUUGUUUGUUUGUUUUUUUGUUUUUUUUUUUUCAUUUUCUUACCUAAACCUACUACUAUUAUAGAGAAAAGCCACACACUUACUCAGACGCUUCCAAAAUGUUUUCCCUCUGUAUCUAGGUAAGCCAGUGACAACGACCACAGCAUCAGGUAGGUUCUCCCACUCUUUAACCUUUUCAGAUGACCCAAAAGGACUGAACAGGGUUCUGAGAACCCCUCAAGUUCCAUGUUUGUAAACUAGCAACCAGUCUGAGAUAUAUAUUUUUUAUCUCCUUCAAAAGGGAUUGGUCUUCACUUAUUUUCUUUAAAACAAUCAGUUGCUAAAUGUGGCCAAGUUCAAAGAACAUUGAAGGCGAAGGCAACAAUGGUCUUGCUCCUGCGCAAGAAUAUAGAUCUUGUUUGAUUUUUGCAUCUAAAAACAAAGAAUCUUAGAGCAGCAUUGAGUAUUCUUCCAGUGGAUGUGAGAAUACAUGCACUUAUUUUUUGCUUUAAAUAAUAUCAAAGCAUAAGCUUUCAGCAAGUGCUACAUCAGGUAUUUGCCGUGUCAUCAAAAAAGGAGGAAAUAGUCAGAGGCAAGAGUCUGCCUGUGCCCAAUUUCAAGCAAUGUUUGCUAUACAAAAGUCAAAAUUGCCUUUGACUGAAUAUCAGAUACAUUGAAAGUAUAAAAUGAGCCAAGUAACCCAAUGAGAGCAUCAUAAUUUUUUUUCUCUUGUGGGAGCUGAAGAAUUACACUACCCUUUGUUACUAUUUACAGGAGAUCAAUGUCGUGAAGAUCUCCAACAAUUACAAUUUGUGGCUGGACAUAAUUUCUGAUUGCUGAAUCAUCAACAAUAAAAACAAAUUUUACAACCAGUCUGCCAUUUUCAGUUGAUCCCUUUCUCUUUAUUUCAUUUUAUUACACUCAGGUUAUAUAAAUGUAUUUUUGUUGUUUUUUUCCCUUUUCUAAUCUAAACCAACUGCUAUUUUACAGAAAAGCUACACACUUACUUAGACACUUCCAAAUUUUUUUCCCCUUUGUAUCUAGUUCAGCCAGUGACGACAACUGCAGCACCAGGUAGAAGUCUGAAAUAUGUAUUUUUUUAUCUCCCUUGAAAGGGACUGUUAUUCAUCAAUUUUCUUAAAGACAAUCAAUUGCUAAAGGUGGUUAAGUUCAAAGAAAAGUGGACAGCAAAAUCUUCUCAAAAAUCUAUCACUUGGCUUGUAGAUAUGAAAUUUCUGUUCUCGCAUCGAACUAGAUAUCUUACUCAUGAGCUAUCGCGUUAAGAACUUGAAGAGAACUUCAUUAUGACACAGCUCCAGACUUAAUUCAUGUGGCAAUUUACCAGAGAGUAUCAACACAAUGGUCACUGAGGUAGCCAGAAUAUGGGAUGCUUAUUGGGUGGUUUUCCUUCCCAACUCAUGAUUGCAAUAAUGAGUGAAACAAACACUGGGUAGCUAACAUUUACAGCUCAUACAGUAGUCUUCACGGUGUUUUAUUUAUUUGCAACGGAGCCCUCUUCUCUUCAGUUAAAUAAAUUAUUUACCCAUUGUUCAAGGAUUAUUGCACAUUGCAAACAAUGGCUGAGGUAUCUAUUGUUUUUUUUUUUUGUUUUUUUUUUCUGCAUUUAGGCAUCCCAGGCCGUUCCUCACCACUACCAGGUAAACACUGCAAUCCGUACUUUUUCUCCUUGCUGUAAUUCCUCCUCUUCUCUCUUUCUUCUCUUCCCUACUCACUCCCCCCUCUCUUCUUUGGAGGAUCAACCCAUGACUAAUUUAAUGUUAAUCGUGUGUUGCAUUGGUAGUGAUUCCUUGAAUAAAGGCCUUACAUUUUCUUUCCACCUGUUCAAUGUGCUACAAUCCUCUCUUUUUAAUUUAUCUUAUUUUUGUUUUGUUUGUUUGUUUGUUCUUUCCUACUCAGAUACCCCAACUUCUUUGUCUUCAUCUUGUCCAGGUUUGUAUACUGUUGAAACUAAGCGAGUAUUGUUUUAGCCUUCUUGUGUUAUUCUUACUUUUUGCUUCAUCUCAUUUUUCUCAUAUCUUUUUGUUGCUUUUGGUGUUUUUUCCUGUUCUGAGGUGUGAUAAGAUAUCUUUUACAAGCAAUAUUUGACAGCUAAGUCCAUCAGCGGCAUUUGUGAAUCAUUACUUUGGUAACUUCUCUCUCCCAUUUAUGCUCCCAUUCAUGUUCCUAUUUAUGCUUGGGAGCUUCAUGUCAUUGAAGGAAUGGACCUUCAUUUGGAUGCUCGAGUUCGGGGCUAUCCUUACCCCUGGGAAACCUGGCGCCAUUCUGAGGUUCUCCUUCAGAAUACAUCAAAUUUCGAUUCAGAAACAAGGUUUUAAGAAAAAAUGUCACUUUAUCUGAUGGCUGACUUUACACCUGCUAUGCCAAGAAUUCAUUUGAACAUGUUAUCUUAACUGUAAAGGUUUACAUUAAAGGUACUGUCGUGAAAGAGAGAAACAGAGCAAGUUUGCUGUUUUUGGUCUAUUAAUUUCUUUUAGUGUUCUUCGUGUUGUUUUUUACUUUUUUUGUUUUUUUUGUUUUGCUUCUUUGUUUUUCUCUUAUUUUCUUCUGUCUUGGUUUUGGUUUUGUUGCUUUGUUUUUUUAGUUUUGUUUCGUUUUGUUUUUUUUCAUUUUCUUAUCUAAACCUGCUGCUAUCUUAGAGAAAAGCUACACACCAGUAGUUCUCGACUACUUCAUUUAAUUAUCCGAAAGCUUUCUCCUGUACAUUGCUGAAUGUACUCCUCUAAGUGUAACUCGAACAAAUUCAAAGACUAUGAUUUUAUAGUUAUUAAGAAUCUUUAUUGUGGUAUAAAACAGACAAACUUUUAAACAUCAUAUGAAAGAAUAGAACAAUAUACAUACAUAUUUAACUUUAAUUCAACCAUUAAUUUUUCUAAAAUAUAUCUCUUCACUAAAUCAGUAUACUUCUUAACAGUGCAAGCAUUGCCAGAAAUUACACCCAAGAGACACUUGUGAGUAAAGCUUCUCUUUUCAAUGACUCAGCAAAUGUGAUAAUGCGAGGCAGCUUAUAAUCAAGACUGAUUUAAUUUUUUAAAGUACAAAAAAUUAUCAAAAUAACUCAAAGGCAACAAAUGGUCCAGCUCCUGAACAGAAAUAUAGAUAUUGUUUGAUUUUUGCGUCUGAAAAACAAAGAAUAUUAGAGCAGCAUUGAGUAUUCUUUCAGUGGAUGUGAGAAUACAUGCACUCAUAUUGCUACUUUAGAUAUUAUCAAAACAUAAGCUUUCAGUGAGUACUACAUCAGGUGUUUGCACAGUUAUUGAAAAAGGAGGAAACAAUAGCAAGAGUCUACCUGUAGCAAAUUUCAAGCAAUUCUUGCUCUACAAAAGUAAAAAUUGCCUUUGACUUAUUAAAGGAUACAUUGAAAGUAUAAAAUGAGCCAAGUAACCCAGUGAGAGCCCACAGUUUUUUUCUUGUGGGAGCUGAAAAAUUACACCUCCCUCUAUAUACAGUAUACUAUAUACAGGAGAUCGAUGUCAUGAAAAUCUCCAACAAUUACAAUUUGUGACUGGACAUAAUCUCAGAUUGCUGAAUCAACACCAGCAAUUAAAAGAAAAAUUGAAAACCAUAUCAAAAACGAGCCAAAGUGCAGAAAGAGCAUGUAGCCAGUCAAACUUGCCAGCUAGUCUGCCAUUCUUAGUUGGUCUCUUUCCCCUAAUGUCGUUUUAUUUUACACACACAAAAUAUAUUAAUAGGACAUUUUUUCUAAAACUUUAAGGUAAAAAAAGUAUAAAUGGAAGUGGAAAUUUAGCUCAAUGCUUUUCAUUUGUCUUCCCUUCAUGGCUUGUGGGGUGUACAACCAUCGAAAAAUAAGAGUCAACAAUUCCAUGUGCAAUGUUUAUCUAAUGGUUUGACCACAGAAAUUUUAAAAAACCUGCUAAAUCAAAAAGCUGGAAAAAAGAAGGCAAAACUAAAUACAACCUAAGGUACUUGAACCUUUGUAUCUGGACUUCAUAAGGAAAUGGGUAAUUUAAGUAUUCUGAAGUAUUUUUGCACCAAAGUAGCAGUUUUUUAGACUCCUUCUGUACCUCCAAAAUGGUCACAAUUUCAUUCAAUGCAUUUGUGAUGGCAAAUACACAAGAACAAAGGUGAUGAACUUAAAUGAUCAGAGUGAUCAUUCUCAACGCUUUUAGUUUAAGGCAAGAAAUUCAGCACCACAAAAUUGUUUAUUUUCACUACAAGCAGAAGAAGCAAAGCAAUAGAUUUUUUAGCUUCGCGAAUCCAUUCAGUUUCCAUCGCAAUACACUUGGUACAGUUAAGUCCGUUCGCGUCUUGACUCCAAGUAGACCCAGUGCAACCUGGUGCGAUACAAUGUGCUGUAUCGUUACAAAGAGCCGACUACUGGCGCAAGUGUCAAGUGACAAAAUAUUUUUCUCGAUUUGCGAAAAUUUUCUGGAUUUUGAAAAGAUUCUUGGAUUGUAAACUAAUUUCGAUUUUCAUGAAAGUUAUUUGUGGAUCUAUGAAUGAAUCCAGGAUUUGAAAUUGUUUUCUCGAGUUGACAAACUUUUCAAAAGCUAUUUGUCUAAAGGAUAUCGAUUUUUAAUAUUUUUCGGAUUUUCCAAAUAUUUUUGGAUUGUCCCUUCUCGGUAUCCGUAAAGAACUCGUGUCUUCUCUAGGUUCAUUGUUCAUUGCAAUUAAUUUCUUGAAUUUAAGACGCUCUUUUAUGAUAGGGUAGGACUACUUUAGUUCCUCUGCAUCUUGGGCAAUGGCAAGGAGGUCUUGGCCAUCAAAACCGUCCUUUUUCUGAAAUAUAACAUGCGAACAAAGAUCAAUGGAGCGGUCAAGUUUGUGUUUAUAAAGUUGUAAAGGAAAUUUCUUCAGCCUACCUAUCCUUUCUUAAGUUUCAGGAGAAAAUAAAUGUGACUGGAGCCAAGAAAAAACCUCUCAGUGAUGAAUUCGCUGCUAUUAUUCAUUAUUGCAUCCGAUGCACGCGGUCAAGGUCCAACUAAUGUGAUACGCAGAAGGAGCUGCAAAGAUGCACUAACAAAAAAAGGAUGAUUUUUGGAGAUGAGUCGCUUUUAUAACAAACUAAGCUCCUUACGCUUUAUCUCGUCAGGGGUUUUUGUGGUUUCUUUUUCACAGACACUCAGUUGGAGGAUAUUAUAGACGUAGGUUACAAGUUUUUAUUUGUUUCAUAUUAUUUUUACUUUUUUAGAUAUCCAAAGUUCCUCAGUUUCACCUUCCUCAAGUAAGUAUACGUCUGUUCCUUUCUUUUCUUUAAAUGAGUUGCUCACCUUUUUUUUUUUUUUUUUUUUUGUAUAAUAGUCUAGCAUCUUACUACAACAACCUAGAUGAUGCAGGCCUCUUGAGCCCGUGCUUAUCGCUUCCCCCGGUAUAAACACCGCUGCUACUUAGCAAGGAUCUUUGUUUAAGCUUUCAAAAGGUCCUUUAUGUUUUUUUCUUGUUUUUUUUUGUCAGCUAAGAUGCAAUAAGACAUUUUUUUUCUAAAGGUAAAUGGCCGGAAAAAGUGGUUUUUUUUUUUGUAAUUUUUUUGUUUGUAUGUAGGCUUUUUUAUCAUCCCCGUGAAACCAUUUUGCGCAAAAUUGGGAUUAAUUCAUUCUUACAACAAGGAAAAUAGGGCCAUAGCGAUUUAUGUAACAAACACUUAAAUCAGUAAAAGCUUUCAGGAUCGUCGGGAGAUGAAAUCGUGAAUUUCUGUAACUAGCUCAGUCUUUUCUGUUGGUGUUUAACUAAGCGAAAAAACAUUUUCACCGAUAAGAGUGGUCCACAUAUGUUCCUUCCCUAUUCACACAAAACAUUAAGCCACAAUAAAAUGUCGGCCUUUCAAUAUGCACUGGGUUUGGUGGUCUCUGUGAUAUACAGUAUUACAUAGUGCAUAUACUUUGUGUAAUAGUCCAUGACUGAAAAGAAAAAUAUUAACUGUUCAUUCCUAGGAAAGGAAGAUCUGGAUUUUGAGACAGCCUUCAAAAAAGUCGCCCCUCUGAUCUUUUCCUUAACUGCACUUCUAGUAAUUGCUGUUACAAUCAUUAUUUAUCUGGUUGUGAAGAUCAAGAAGAAUAAGAGGCAUGGUUAUUCCCAUAACCAUGGUUGUAGAUUUGAAGGUGGCGAUGACAAUCAACAUGCCCCAGAAGAUACCAUUGUAUUUAAACUAGGAGAUUGCCCGAAUGAAGAGGACGGAGCAGAAGAACUAUGAUGUACUUAAGAUCUAAACAUUGAUUUUUCGGAUCAGUAUCAGUACCUGGGCAACUGCCCACCUACCUCUCCCCUAACUCAGCGUUGGGUUAGGGGAGGGGUAGGUGGGCAGUUGCCCAAAUACUGAUAUUGGUCCGAUUUUUCUACUAUUAUGUCAUUUCACCAUAUUAGGGCAACGGAACGAGCAGAAAAAUGCCACGGUGUUCUAUUGUAGAACAGGGCACCAAUACGAACCGAAACGGUUCGCUCGAUCUUUAAUUUCCUUUUUUUCAGCAGCAAGCUUCCAAGCCCAGAAGGAUUUUUUAUGUCAUCAGGAACACAUAAAUGGCUUCAUUUGUGUUGUUUUAUUCUUUCGCUUGUUCCUUGUGCGAUCAGUACGGUGCUCAGAUAAGACUAUACGAGGUUUUGAAAACUAGAAGCCAAAAGACAUCCUUUCUUCGAUGGUUUAACAUAUAAAGCGAGCUGACAUUUUUCUCAGUGCUCGUACUUUUCCUCGCUCCUUCGGGCUCGGAAAAAUACUACACAACUCGCAAAGUAUUUGCGCGUCUUGCAUGUUAUAUAUUGACCAUGCACAUUUUAAGGAUGGGCACUUUGCGAUGUUGUUUAUACCUCGGUUAAACAGGGCAGACAAGUGAACUUUGUGUUCAAUGCAUUUUUUAUGCCCUAAAGUAGGCUGUACCUCAAAAUGUCACGGUAAUACAAAUGUAUGGUUUUCACUACCCUUCCAAUGUAGAUCGAAGGGAAAUUUAAGUUAUUAAUCAAGUUAAAUUAUCCUACUACGUAGUCCUCAUUAAUUUUAUAGUGGUACUCGCCGACUUGGAAGCUUUUGCUCCCUUAGUCACUACUCACUUUUCUCUUACGGGGGCGUAGCCAGAAUUUUGUAAAGCGGGGGUCACAAUGUGUUAAACAGAGGAUUCUCCCCAGUUUUUGCUACCUGAAUAUUGUUGGUUGUUUGCUUAAAAAAGGCUCACAAAAGGGGGGUCACAGACACUUAGGUCCCCCCCCCUUCCUCAGCUAUGCAGUUGUCUCAUCAUUAAAGUCAUUUUUUUAUUUUCUUACUUUACAUUUUUCUUUAUUACUUUUUGUUUAAUAAUUGAAAUUUAUUUCGCUAAAAUAAGUGUAAUUAAAUAAAAAUUUACUACUGUCAGGGUAGGUGUGCAGGACAACAGCUAUUUUAAAGAAAGGUCA
Molecule: messenger RNA, 9324 nt
Organism: Pocillopora meandrina
Lineage: Eukaryota; Metazoa; Cnidaria; Anthozoa; Scleractinia; Pocilloporidae
Source: the annotation of a GenBank genome assembly